Molecule: messenger RNA, 1391 nt
Organism: Patella vulgata (common limpet)
Lineage: Eukaryota; Metazoa; Mollusca; Gastropoda; Patellidae
Product: acid-sensing ion channel 3
Exons: 6
Coding region: 3-1286 (427 amino acids)
Biological process (GO): sodium ion transmembrane transport
Cellular component (GO): membrane
Molecular function (GO): ligand-gated sodium channel activity
Source: RefSeq, a predicted model, not a curated record
UGAUGUUCGGUGUACUUGCCUAUAACCUAUAUAAAGAACUAGAGAUUUACUACAAGAGAACAACCCUGACCAAUGUGAAUGUUAGAGGAUCCAAACACGAACCAUUUCCCGCAAUUACUCUCUGCAACUUCAGUCCAUUUAACAUGACCCGUCUGAACCCUGAUUCUACCAUGAGAAGCUUCUUCGCCAAGUUAUCUUACCUCCAAGCUGAAGGUGGAAAAGCGAACUGGAGUGAUCCGAAUUUUGGUCCGUUUUAUAGCCAAAAUCUUACCAAGGAAUGGCUGAUGAAUAUAUCUGUAGAUUUAGAUGUGAUGUUGGAAACGUGUAAAUUCGACGGAGUUUCCAAACCAUGUCGACAUUACUUUAAACCUGUGAUCAUGGAUACUGGCAUAUGUUUUACGUUCAACUCGGAUCACCAGCAUACCAGAAAAACCAAGUUAUGGGGCGCCGAAGCAAACCUAAACAUGCAAAUCUUUUUGGAUCAGAAGAAUUAUAUGUAUAGCCCAAAUAUGGAAGCAGGUGUUAAGGUCAUAGUUCACGAUCCUCACAUAACGCCGACAGCAGAUUCGCCAAGCGUCCUGGCAGCUGGUGGAAUGACAACUCAUAUUGGUAUACGCAAGACACAGUACAAAUUUCUUCCGGAACCCUUUAUUGCCUUUGGUGAUCGUCCAUGUAUUGAUACGGACGCUAAAGGCUUUGUGAAUCCUCUAGAACAUAAAAACGAUUCGUAUACAUUCGAGAAAUGUAUGAGUGAAUGUCGAGCUAAACAUCUGUACAGGAAAUGUGGCUGCUUCGGCUUAUCAGAUUCAGUUUCAGGUCCGUAUUGUUCUCUAAAGCUAAAAGAAAGUUGUUAUUUGCCUGAAUAUUAUGCGAUAUAUUUGAACCAGACAAUCAGAGAAUCCUGUGAUUGUUAUAUGCCAUGCGCGUUUGAUAUGUAUACAACUAAAGUAUCGUCCACUACCUAUCUAUCUGAUCUGUAUCUAGAUUACAUGAAAGAAAAAUUGAACCUGAACAGUACAGAUUAUAUUAGAAAGAAUUAUCUAAGCCUGAGAGUAUAUUAUGAAGACCUUUUAGUACAAGUUAUAGCACAAAGCCCUGUUUACACACCUGAAACCAUUCUAGGUAGUCUUGGUGGUCAUAUGGGACUCUGGAUGGGCGCCAGUAUUCUUACAAUUGGAGAAAUUGGCGAAUUCUUAAUAAUGGUGGUCCUUCUUCUUUUUCGCAAACUUUGUGGCAAAUCUAACAAUGAGGUUACCAAAAUUGAUUUAAAGCCUGCGAAUGGAUAAAAAGAGAAUAAUUCCAGAUAUACCCUAAGAGAGCAGUAGGGUAUGGUUUGGGUUUACCUAUAAAUCUCAGACAUUUUUUAAAUUUAACAUUUAACAGUUUUGAUC